UUGGCGCUGAGAUUUGAAAACUUGAAUGCUAUUGGUCUAUUUCAACUUUGCUUUUACGCGUGCAUUCUUGCGGUGUAGAGUGUUACAACUUCAAAAGCAUGGUUGUUGUUAGUGUAAACAUCUCGUCGUGGGAUUUAAUAUUUUGCGGUGGAUUCUACAAGUUCUAAACAACUUUGGAGAAAUACCCCAUGUCUUACAAAGUAGCCGUGCAAUGGUUGGCUUUAAGUUGGUAUGGGUUGUCUACUUAGCCCAAGUUUUGGCGACUUGUCAAGUUUGUUUUGCUCUCGUCAUGACAAACAAUUGCACGGAUACUGAGGACAACGUAAUUCCCUGCAACAUUUCGGCACCGUAUGCUUGUAUUUAUGAGACAGGCUCAGUGAAGAAGAUAGUCAACGAAGGCAGCAACGAAAUCCUGGAGUGUAACAUCAACUACCCUGGUGGUAAAUUUGUGGACAAUAUGAUCGAAUGGAAGAAGGAAGGGCUGGAACAAGCGAUCUUUGCACAGUUUGAGGGAUUCACGCCGCAUGUGGAUGCCCAGUACGCGGGAAGAAUCAGUCUGGUAGAGCAAGCAUCUAUUGAGAUCAGCAGUAUCCGACAGAGCGACGCGGGCUGGUACAUGUGCAAAGUGAUCUUCUUGGACUCAGAUAAAGAAGAGAACAGGACCAAGAUCUACCUGCAAGUCAACUAUCCUCCACGUAUCACCAACAGUUCCACACCAACCCUCAUUCACAAGCGCGGGGACAGCGCCUCCUUGUUCUGUGAGGCAUCAGGGAUGCCGACGCCCACCGUGUCCUGGACCAAGAAUGGCGAACCUCUCAUGGACAGCGUGGGCAGGAAGACUGUGGACGGCAACAGAAUAGAGAUUGUAGAUUUACACCAUGAAGAUGGCGGGGUGUAUGUGUGCACCUUCACCAACUCUAUCAGUCAGGUCAGCCAGAGCAUCAAGCUGGUCGUAGAAGUAUUCCCUGAUUGA
Molecule: messenger RNA, 973 nt
Organism: Lingula anatina
Lineage: Eukaryota; Metazoa; Brachiopoda; Lingulata; Lingulida; Lingulidae
Biological process (GO): dendrite self-avoidance; axon guidance; homophilic cell-cell adhesion
Cellular component (GO): axon; plasma membrane
Molecular function (GO): cell-cell adhesion mediator activity
Source: RefSeq, a predicted model, not a curated record